Aspergillus ruber CBS 135680 is the source of this 490-nucleotide messenger RNA. RefSeq lists its product as uncharacterized. The transcript has 2 exons. The record is from RefSeq and is a predicted model, not a curated record. Bases 241 to 417 code for a protein of 58 amino acids. Lineage: Eukaryota; Fungi; Ascomycota; Eurotiomycetes; Eurotiales; Aspergillaceae.
GCGACCAGAUCAUGCCAGUGGCAAUAUGCCGUGGAACGUUUCACCUUUGCAAGUCUCCAUGUAUAUAGCAAUGAUCUCACCUUUGCUCCAAAAUCUCUUUAGCAAAAAAAGCCGGCUGUAGACUGAGGUUGUUGGUGCGAUUGCAUUAUGAAAUCGACUUCCCAAUUUAUGACGAAAGGCGUGCCUAUUGCCUGGUGUGAACUUUGGGGAUAUUGUCGAGGUGACUGACUACUGCAGAUAAUGUUUAUUGUGUCGCUGAAGAUCCCAAAUCCAGGGCGCCCGUGGCGAAGAUACCUCCGCGAGCCAGGGAGCCAGUUCCAUCCUGCAGCUAUUGAGAAACUUGUCUCAUUGCUCCCCAAUUUGGAAAACAUGCAUAUGGAAAUGAAUAUGCCUAGGUCUAAGCGAGUGGAACUAUGAAGACAACACUUGUUGGCUCUUUAGCUAUCGUAUCACAACGUCUCCUGAAUCUGAGUUCCCUGAAAAUAUACAC